AUGCACCGAAAUUUGCGUGGAAAGGAUGCUGUUUGGGACGAGCUUAAAGAAGAUGUGGUCACAGCGCAGGGAGAAACGCUGGCGGCAAAGAUCUUCGACUGCUUCCCCUUCCACGAAGCCUGUGGAAACAUCAUUGCGACCAGUCUCUUGGGUCCGGGCGGAGGCGGCCCUUUUUACGUCCGCACGCUGGACAUAGGUCGUAGCGUGGACGAGAAACACUACAUCAUUCUUAUGGAAUACCUAAAGCACGACGCCGAGGUCGCCUACGGUGUUGAGCAGCUCCGACGCGCGGCCCAUCUGCAACAUUUUGACCUUCGGUAA
Molecule: messenger RNA, 321 nt
Organism: Nannochloropsis gaditana CCMP526
Exons: 4
Coding region: 1-321 (106 amino acids)
Source: RefSeq, a predicted model, not a curated record